Magallana angulata is the source of this 1302-nucleotide messenger RNA. RefSeq lists its product as uncharacterized. The coding region runs from base 217 to 1179 and encodes 320 amino acids. The transcript has 2 exons. The record is from RefSeq and is a predicted model, not a curated record. NCBI's taxonomy places the organism in Eukaryota, Metazoa, Mollusca, Bivalvia, Ostreida, Ostreidae.
UGGCAACCUGGAGGUUUAAUACUGUUGGACAGGAAUGGACACUCUCACAAUGGACUUAGAUUCAAGUAAAUUAAGUCCUUAAGUUUCGGAUAACUUCUGAUGGAGGCGGUCAAGUACCUCUCCAUUUUGCACGUUAUUGUACCAGUAUCCGUAUUGUCCGGCGACAGCCGAAUGGAAUUGUAAAGAUUGUUCUGGCAAACGUUUAAUAACAUCAACAUGGCGGGCAGACGACAGCCUCGCAUGCAAAGUGAAGGUGACGUCAUCGGCAUGAGUGGGGAAGUCUUAUCGAGCACAAGCAUAAAAAACGAGUUGGAGAAAUGGAAACUUAUGAAUGAAAUGCACUCACUUAUAUGUGACGAAAAACAAAGCACGAUGAGUAAUAGCAGAAAGUUACGAAAGUUGAAGGAUGACGUAACAAAAAUGUUGGCAGAGAGUUGUGUAUAUAAACUGCACGGAUUUCAACGAUACGACCCGUUUUUAGCCGAUUCUGAAACCAACGAGAAAAAUGAAGAAAAAAGAACUACUGUGUCGAAUGAACUAAAUAAAUCUGAUUCUUCUGGAACACUUCCAUCAAUCAGUGAGACUGGGUCCUAUGUGAAAUCCAAUUUGAAAUCGUACGAUAAAAAGGAAGUUAAAAUGGUUGACGUAGUGUCAAUGACAAUCGCCAAAACUUUACCUUCUGUUGACAUCUCAGAAAAAACAUCAUCAAAUUUUGAUGAAAAUGACGUUGAAAAUGAAGGCGAAAACUCCAAAUCUAGUGUUAUAUCACCUUUAGCCAUGAGCUUUCAUGGUAUGGUAUUAUGGCGGCAGAAAAUACGUGACAGAAUAAUAGAGAAAGAGAAGGCGAAAAGGGAGCCCCCUGUCCGAUACCACCCAAAAGUAGAAACUCAGACUGUAACAAAUCGUUACAAGCAAAUGUUUCCUGGAAAUUGUAGGACGUACUUCGCGAUGAAAAAAUUUGUGGAAAAGGAAGCAGACACAAUGAUUAAUAAGGUAGACUCUCCCUUGUAUUACAAAAAGAUUUCUCAUCUAGAGAAGCUGAAAAAGAAAUGUCAGAUUCCCGAAAUCAUUCGAAGAGAUCGCUCAACAUCAGCUAUUUUCAAAGAUUUCAAAAGCUACAAAGCCAAAAAAGUAACUGACAAAAACCAGAAAGUUGCUGAUUGGCAAACGGCUUCAUGAGAAUAUGAUCGGCUUGUUCAUAAAUGAUAUUUGUACGAAAAAGGAUGAUUGAUUACCCUUCACAAAUAUUGUAUGUAAAAGUUAUAUAUAGUAGUUUAAAUAACAUGGCUCUUCCACGAAAAA